AUGGGUAAGACACAGAAUCCAAGCAGAGGAAAAGGAGCAUCAUCUGUUUUGGAGGUGGCUGCUCUGGGUCAACCUUUCAGUUUAGGGAUGCUCUAUGAUGCCCGGAGAGGGAAACUCAUCCCAGGUGUCACACUGUGGAAUAAUAAAACUCUGCAGAAGAAGCCAGUGGAGCAUAAUCAGCACAGCAGUGAAUUUCACAUCAAUGCAACGGAUUCCAUUGAAAAAAAGUCGUCACUGCUGGAUGUUAAUGGUUCUCUGAAGGCCAGUUUCCUGGGUGGGCUCAUUGAAGUUGGAGGAUCAGCCAAGUAUCUGAAUGAUAGGAAGAAAUCACAUCAUCAGUGUCGAGUCACACUUCAUUACAAAGCUACCACUAAAUUCAAACAGCUGAUGUUGACUCCUGAUGAAACCAAAAACUCUCAAGAAGCAAAAAAUGUGAAAGGUUUGGCGACACAUGUAGUCACAGGAAUCCUUUAUGGAGCAAAUGCUUUCUUUGUAUUUGACAGUGAGAAGUUAGAUGAUAGCAGCAUUCAGGUAAUCCAGGAUAGCAUACAAGCUAUCCUAAUAAAAAAGAUCACCUCAUUUAAUGUUGACGGGAAAGUUGACAUCAAGCUGAGUGAUGAAGAAAAAGCUGUGACUGAUAAAUUCACCUGCAGGUUCUAUGGAGACUUCAUCCUUGAAAGCAACCCUGUAACAUUUGAAGAUGCAGUGAAGACAUACAUCCAACUUCCAAAACUACUGGGAGAAAACAGAGAAAACUGUGUUCCACUGAAGGUCACACUGAUGCCUCUGAAGAAAUUACAUCCAAAAGCUGCUUACAUGAUAAGCAGUGGAUUUAUUAGUAAGGCUGAAGAUACCUUACAGGAGCUUCAUAACCUCGACAUAAGAUGCAAUGAUCUGCUGGAGGACAGAGUGGUGAGAAGCUUUCCACAGAUACAAGAAAAGUUGAGUAAAUUCAAGAAGCUCUGUCAGUAUUUCAGAUCUUCACUCCAGGAAACAAUGGCAGAGAAACUUCCCUCCAUCAGGGCAGGUGAGGAAGAUGAGCAGAAAUUAGUGAACGUGUUUGAUGACAGAGACAAGUUACCGUUCAGUCAGGAGAGAUUAACCAAGUGGAUCAAAGAUGAAGAGAGAGAAGUCACCAUCAUCAGGUACUUUGUAGACAUGAUGGAGGGAACAAAGAUCAUCUCAGAUCAGUCUGAGCUGGACAGAGAGGUGUUUAAACCAGGAGUAGAGGAAGUUCUCUGCUUUGUUUUCACCUCCCUGAAAUCCACUGACCCAUAUCUGCAGAACAUGUCUGACUACUUGGAGAAAAAGGAACUGGAAGGUACUGAUGGUAACACUCCACCUGCCCAGGACCAAUGGUACCGCUCAGAUGAAGUGAUAAAGCAGAUGACAGAAAAGGCAGAAGCGGUGAAAAACUGCAGCAGACUGUUUAUAACAGCCAUUCAAAAUGACAAAUACAAAGGAGGAAGUAUCUACCACUACAGGAAUACAAACCUGGUCACUGAUGAUUUCUCAGGACCUGAUGUCACUGAUGUGGAAAAGGUGACGGACAGAAGAGAUCUGAUCUGGUGUAAAAAAUUAGAGAGAAAGGGAAAAGGUAGACUGACUGGGUUCAGGUGGAAUAACACCUCCUGGUCUUUGGGCUUUAAAUGGGACCCAGACCCAACUUACUAUGCAGAGCAUGAUAGUAUGACCACUAAUCACCCACUUCCACCUUCUGGCUGCCCCAGACUGGGAGUGUUUCUGGAUUGGCCUGCAGGGACUCUGUCCUACUACACAGUCUCAUUUAAUAAACUGAGUCACAUUCACACCUUCAGGACCAAAUUCUCUGAGCCUGUUGUUCCAGCCUUCAAGGUCUGCAGCAAAAACAGCUCCGUGUUGCUCUGUCUGUAAACUUGAUGCCACAUAAUUCAGUUCAGCUUUUUACACCAGAGCUGUAUAAAUGUGCCAUCAUGUCGGUAACAUUUAGUUAUUUAAUUUAUGACAACCAAUCAGCCUGUAUGAUCACAGCUAACAGACACUUAGAGCAUCUUGAUUGUUUUUGCUAGACAUAUUUGGAUUUGUGUUCACAUAAAUGGGGCCCCACAUUAACCUCCGAAGACCCGAACUCUUUCAUUUU
Messenger RNA from Neolamprologus brichardi, 2119 nucleotides. NCBI's taxonomy places the organism in Eukaryota, Metazoa, Chordata, Actinopteri, Cichliformes, Cichlidae. The record is from RefSeq and is a predicted model, not a curated record.